Molecule: messenger RNA, 1668 nt
Organism: Alternaria viburni
Lineage: Eukaryota; Fungi; Ascomycota; Dothideomycetes; Pleosporales; Pleosporaceae
Exons: 4
Coding region: 1-1668 (555 amino acids)
Biological process (GO): transmembrane transport; carbohydrate transport
Cellular component (GO): membrane
Molecular function (GO): carbohydrate:proton symporter activity
Source: RefSeq, a predicted model, not a curated record
AUGUCGGACAUCAAAGAGUCUUAUGCUACGACGACCUCAGAGAAUGGCGUAAGUAUCAUGUUCAAACUACGAGCCGUUGACUGUACUUACACCUACCAGGACCACAAAGGUGCUGUGGCUGACAUCGCCAUCAUCUCUGGCUCUGAAGCCAUAGCAGAAGCCAAGCUGAAGGAGCCUGUUCAACGUUUCUCCAGCUCUGCUAUGCUGCUCUACGUCUGUGCAUUUGUGGGAUUCUUUUGCUCGACAUGCAACGGGUUCGACGGAUCCAUGUUCAACUCGCUCCUCACCAACAACACCUUCAAGGAGUACUACAACGUCGAGAGUACUGGAGCCUGGGCUGGUAUCGUCACCUCCAUGUACCAGAUUGGUGGUGUUGUUGCCCUUCCCUUUAUCGGCCCCGCCUGCGACACUUGGGGUCGUCGCAUUGGUAUGAUGAUUGGCGGAGUUCUUGGCUGCACUGGUGUCAUCAUCCAGUCAACUGCUCCUGCGUCCAACCCUGUCGGCCAAUUCAUGGGUGGUCGUUUCCUCCUCGGCUUCGCAGUCCCAAUCAUGACAACCGCUGGUCCGCUUCAUGUCAUCGAGACUGCGCAUCCAGCUCACCGUGGUAUCAUCACUGGUCUUUACAAUACUUUCUGGUUCGUCGGAUCACUUCUCGCUGCUGGUGUCACACGUGGGUCCGCCAAUCUCGCGGGCAACCAAUCUUGGAGGAUUCCCGUCUGGCUUCAGAUGCUCUUCCCAGCCUUACUCGUUAUUUUACCUCUUCUUCUUCCAGAGAGCCCUCGCUGGCUGUACACCCGCGGCAAACAUACCCAGGCUAAGAAGACUCUCGCCAAGUACCAUGGUUGCGGCAAUGAGGACAGCAUCUGGGUUUCCAUGCAGAUUCGCGAAUACGAGGAAUACCUCAACAUGGACGGAGGAGACAAGCGCUGGUGGGACUACGGCUCUCUCUUCAAGACUCGUCCUGCGCGCUACCGCCUCGCUUGCAAUUGCAUAGUCGCGAUCUUCGGUCAAUGGGCAGGCAAUGGUGCUGUCGACUACUUCAUCUCUGGUGUUCUCGAAUCUGCAGGCGUCACGGACGAGAUCAAGAAGAUGAACAUCAACUUGGGAAAGAGCUGCAUGCAGCUUGCCUUCGCUGUCGUGGGAGCUCUCUGCGUCGACAAACUGGGUCGACGACCCAUGCUGAUCGGUACCUUUUCGACCGUGACAGUAAUUUGGGCCGGAGCCAUCGGCGCUGUUUCUUACCAGAACAAGACCGGAAGCAUCCCUGCCGGUAAUGCCUUCGUAGCAUUGGUCUUCCUCUUCAACGCCGUCUUUGCCUUUGGUAUUACUCCGCUCCAAGCCCUCUACCCCGUCGAGGUGCUCUCAUUCGAGAUGCGCGCCAAGGGUAUGGCCUUUUCCAACUUGGCGCUUACCACAGCCAUGUUGAUCAACCAAUUCGCCUAUCCUAUUGCUCUAGAGAAGAUUGGCUGGAAGCUGUACAUCGUCUUUGCCUGCUGGUGCCCGGUCCAGGCUUUCGUCGUCUGGCUCUUCAUCCCGGAGACCAAGAACCGCACGCUCGAGGAGAUCGAUGACAUCUUCAACGCGCCGAACCCGAGGAACGCGUCGCUUAUUAAGAAGAGGCUCGCCACCGACGCGCAAGGCAACGUUCUUGAGGUCGAGAAGCUGUAA